Molecule: messenger RNA, 1314 nt
Organism: Fomitiporia mediterranea MF3/22
Lineage: Eukaryota; Fungi; Basidiomycota; Agaricomycetes; Hymenochaetales; Hymenochaetaceae
Product: ABC1-domain-containing protein
Exons: 6
Coding region: 49-1314 (421 amino acids)
Biological process (GO): ubiquinone biosynthetic process
Cellular component (GO): extrinsic component of mitochondrial inner membrane
Molecular function (GO): kinase activity
Source: RefSeq, a predicted model, not a curated record
UUACGGAGAGUCUCGUCUUCCCAGCGUGAUGAUGGCCAGUCAUCUGUAAUGAUGACACCUGCGAACAUCAAGCGUCUCGUCGAAAGGCUUUCCAAGAUGCGAGGUGCCGCCCUCAAGCUCGGGCAGUUCAUGAGCAUUCAGGAUACGCAUCUCCUUCCGAAGGACGUGGAAGAAGUCUUCCGGCGCGUUCAGGACAGCGCACACUACAUGCCUAACUGGCAGAUGGAGCGUGUCAUGUCUGAUGCGUUGGGACCUUCAUGGUCCUCCAAUUUCGCAUCCUUCGAUCCUAUCCCUUUUGCCGCAGCGUCACUUGGCCAAGUUCACUCCGCUGUCCUCGCAGCACACGCAUCGCCAACUUCAAAAGAUGAGAGGGUUGCUGUGAAGAUUCAGUUUCCCAACAUCGAGAAAAGUAUCGAGAGUGACUUGGGCUAUCUGAAAGUUCUAUUGAACGCCGGACGAAUCCUCCCAAGGGGUUUGUUUCUCGACAAGACCCUCCAGGUCAUGAAAGGAGAACUUGCGGAUGAAUGCAACUAUACUCGAGAAGCUGAAUGUAUACGUUUCUUUUGCUCGGAGAAUGCAGUAGGGAAUGAUUCCCGGUUCAGAGUGCCUUGGGUCUGGAAUGGAAGUACAGAACGUGUACUCGUGAUGCAACGUAUGGACGGAGUAAGCGUUGGCGGAAAUGUUGUUGACUCUCUUAGCCAGUACUCACGAGACCAGAUCGCAUCAACAAUUCUCGAACUCUGCAUGAAAGAACUCUUCGAGUUCCGCAUGAUGCAGACAGACCCGAACUGGUCGAACUUUUUGUGGAACGAGCAGACACGUCAGAUUGAACUAAUUGACUUUGGAGCAACCCGCUCAUACUCCAAACAAUUCAUCGACAAAUGGAUGCACGUCCUCCAAGCAGCAGUCAACGAGGAUCGUGAACGCUGUAUCCACUGGAGUCUCGAACUGGGGUACCUUACCGGAAAGGAGAGCGAAACCAUGCUUGACGCACACAUUCGCUCGCUCACACUUCUCGCAACUCCCUUCCGCGGCAACAAGUCACCUCCGCCUUCUUCUGGCACGGGACCCGCCGAUCCUCGGUAUGAAUUCGGUAGAGGGUCGGAGUGGACGAGGAUCACUGCUGAGAUACGAUCUUUGAUUCCUGUAAUGUUGAGGGAACGACUUACGCCGCCACCAAGGGAGACGUAUAGCUUAAACAGGAAACUCAGCGGAGCUUUCCUUCUUGCAUCACGACUCGGUGCCAAAGUGGACUGCAAAGGAAUUUGGGACGCCACAGUCAACAGGUAUCAGUUUGCGUCAUCACCAUCUUAA